AUGGCGAUACCUGAGGCGGGCGGACUCUUUGGCGUGGAGGAGGGCGUGAAUGAUGACAAGAUCCAUGAGGAGGAGGCGCUGGAUUCAAGAGAUGAGCGCUUUCGGCUUUCGCAAGAACAGAAUGUCGUGGAGGAGGAGCAGCGACCCCUGCCAGCAGAAGAGGAGUUGUUGCAGCAGCAGCAGCGGCAGCGGCAAGUGGCCGAGGAAGCAGCACCUCACAGUGAGCUGUCUGCGCGUCGAGAGAAGAAGAAGAAGGACAAGAGCGAGAAUAAGCACAAGCACAAGCACAAGCACAAGCAUAAGCAUAAGCACAGAGAGCAACGCAAAGGAGGGGGCAGCAACAGCGGCGGAGGAGAUGGAGGCGAUGCAGAAGAUGAAACUCUCGGAGGCUUCAUAGAGAGGGAUGAAGAAGCCGCCAUUCACGAAGACCCCGACGACAUUGUGCCAGUAGAGGGAGGAAUAGAAAGUGAUGUGCACGAGCGAAGUCUUGAGGCAGGAGAGCCGGCUACUGCCAAAUUGCAGAUGCUGGACUCGGUGUGCACAGAGCUCGUCAAGCCAAAGUGGAGGCACUGGUUCGUUUCCGAAGGAUGUUGUCAGGUGCUCGCAGGCUGGCUGGCUCCCUUCAGGGAUGACACACUCCCCAACUUCUCCCUGCGGAGGCGUCUGCUAGAAGUCUUGGGGCACUUGCCAAUCACAGCUCAGGAUCUUGCAAGCAACGAUCUUGGCAAAGUACUGGUCCUUUUGUGGCAGCACGAUGAUGAGACGGAAUCCAACCGACAACUUAUUAGGGGCCUUAUCCAGAAAUGGAUGCGACCGGUCUUAGGGCUUGGCUCGAGCCAUCGGCAGCUCUUGUUUGAGCGGGAGAGGGCCUUCGAGGCGAACGACUCGGAUUUGCAGCAGAAGCUCGUAAAGGCGGCCCAGGCGGCUCGGCAGUUGUCAGAAAAGGCAGAAGCGGAAAGAGCGACUGAGCAAACGGCAGAGAAGAGGCGGCGCACAGCCAGAGUGCCUGUAAAUAGAGGUCACAACUUUAUUAUUCAGCCGAGAUCUCAGGUCGAAUUCAACGAGGAGGAAGGCAAGCAGCAACAGGUUUCUCAGCAACUCAACAGAUCUCUGCGGAUCGCUUCUCGGGCUCCCCGCCGUCCUACAAAAGCAGCAAAGGUUUCAAUCGAAGGGCGGGAUUUGUAG
This is a messenger RNA of Cyclospora cayetanensis, 1185 nucleotides long. Its product is annotated as protein IWS1 homolog. Gene Ontology annotation, cellular component: nucleus. Bases 1 to 1185 code for a protein of 394 amino acids. The transcript has 10 exons. Gene Ontology annotation, biological process: poly(A)+ mRNA export from nucleus. The record is from RefSeq and is a predicted model, not a curated record. Lineage: Eukaryota; Apicomplexa; Conoidasida; Eucoccidiorida; Eimeriidae.